This is a messenger RNA of Oikopleura dioica, 1479 nucleotides long. Lineage: Eukaryota; Metazoa; Chordata; Appendicularia; Copelata; Oikopleuridae. The record is from the annotation of a GenBank genome assembly.
AUGGGCGUUGCUCGUCAAAAUGAUCGACCUUUUGAACUGCCGAGAAAUCCAGCUGAUGAUGCUGUCGCCCGUUGUCCUCGAUGUCAGUCACCAAUGGUCGUAAAAACUAUUCCAAAUGGCAGCGUUUGUGUUUCAUGCACUGGCUAUCCAGAAUGCAGAACAAGCGGAUUCUUACCAAACGGUGGAAGGAUGAUAGCUCGUUUGAGAGCAUGCAACUGCAGCGCUGGAUUUUAUGUUGUCAGAUGGAGCUUCGAGCCUGGAAGCGUGCCUAGCCACAUGACAGGAGAAAUGGCUACUCGAGAAAACGAAAGACCCGCAAAGAAGACAGAUCCAGAUCCGAUGAAAUAUCCAGUGAUGCAAAAGAUUGCGAACCUCAUUCCGAACCCGAACAAACCGGAGAACAGUUUCAACAUUCGUAUAUCCCACAAAAUUAAUGGGGGCGCCUUCGGCAGUCUUCACAAAGUUAAGGCGAUUGUUGGAGAUAAGAAGGUCGACGUGAUGGUGAAAAUCGAGGCUUCUGAUCACCCAAGUCCGCAGCUCCAGCAAGAGCACAUUGUAUAUUCUGUUCUGAGAGGAACGCUUGGAUUCGGUUCGAUUGUUGAAGGGCUUGGCACUCAUCUUUCGAGGAAUAUUAGUUUGCAAACAGCCGAUGGGGAGACAGCCGAAUUCAAUAUGUUGUUCCUGACUCGUCUUGGGAUCGACCUGGCGACGAUUCACAAGAGAAUGAAGCUCAUUAAAAAUCCACCUGACGGACUGCACAGAAUGAACAAACAUACUGUCCUCAACGCGGCAUCUCAAAUGUUCGAUGUCGUCAAAUUGCUGCACAACGCCCAUUUCAUCCACAGAGACAUCAAGCUUUCAAACUUCAUGAUGGGCAUUGGAAUCGACAGGCACAACGUUCAUCUAAUUGAUUUUGGUUUGUCAAAGCAAUACAAGGACCUUUCUGGGAACCAUAUGGGAACGGGCAAGAGAAACUUGAACAUUGGUACAACGGCCUUCCAGUCGGCUUUCGUCCUUGCUCGCCACAUUCCAACUCGUCGGGACGAUUUGAUCUCGACUAUUUACUGCAUUCUGCAACUGAUCCUGGGCGCUCUUCCAUGGGACAUCGAAUGGAAAGCGAAAAAGGAAAGCAUUCUCGAAGGCAUCUCCUCUCCUCAAGAGCGUGGAAAGAUCUACGAUAAGUUCUGCCUCAAGAUGAAGCAACUGCCGGCCAACGUUCUGUUCACGCACUUCGGGAUCUACGAUGACUACAAGGAGUUUUCCGAGAUCUACGAGUAUUUUCAGUCGCUUGAGCCAGCGCAGGAUCCGGACUGGGAUUUCAUCAAUGAAAAAGUCAACGAUUGCGGAAGGCGCCACUGGGGCUGGUUCGACUGGUUUGAGUGGCUCGAAGAGGGCAACCCAACUCCAGAGAACCCUCACCACAAUUACUACAUGGAUCUCAUCGACGAGUUCAACAGGAACUACGGCAGAGCGUCAUAA